This is a messenger RNA of Lachancea mirantina, 1731 nucleotides long. The record is from the annotation of a GenBank genome assembly. NCBI's taxonomy places the organism in Eukaryota, Fungi, Ascomycota, Saccharomycetes, Saccharomycetales, Saccharomycetaceae.
AUGGACAGUGAACGUCGGUGUUGGAUAUGCUUGGGUUCUGGGAAAGAACCACCGCCGUUGGGAACAUCACGGGAUGCUGAAGAUUGGGUAAAACCGUGUAGUUGUUCGUUAGAAGCGCAUAGGAAAUGUCUGUUGGAAUGGGUAUCUUGUAACAAUUUGGAAAAAGAAGCUUCGAUCCGAGAGAAUUUGGGACUCCGGUCUAACGAAAUUGGGUUCCAUUCUGUUAAUUUCACAGACAAUUAUUCAGUAUUUGAAAGCGGUCGCGGUGCUUUUAGACCGUUUUUCAAUUACCUUGACCCUACGAAUUUGAAUGGUCAAGCGUUCAUGGACAGUGAAACCGAUUUUGACACCAGUAGCAUAAGCAGAGCGUUUGCUGCUGAUGUAGAUAGUGAAACGCUUUCAAGAGUCACGGAAGCCAUGUCACUGGGUGCUAGACAGCGCCAUAGACGUGGAACGACGCUAUCAAAGAAAUUCGUCAUUAACACAGUGUGUCCUCAAUGUAACACGCCCAUUCUACUAAGAACGUCAAGAGAGUUCAGCCUUUUGGCCACUUCGGCCGUUUGCAAGACUCUUGAAUACUCCGUACGAAAUUUGACGUUAGUCACGGUUGUUGGAACUGUGGGAAGCUCGCUUUUGAUUAGUGCAGUAGGGGUUUUAAUGUCAGCUGGUCUGCGCAUUAUGACUGCAUUGGUUCCCGAAAGCACUUUGGUUAAGCUUCUUGGUCUACGACGAUCCACUUUACUAGAAUCUUUCAGCGAUAACAACAUUGGAUUUUCUCAAAUUGCCAUUUUGGCAAUGACACCUCUUUAUUUAAUGGGGUUCCGGUAUCAAAGCGCAUUGUUGUCGUGGCUUAAUUGGAUCUACCCUCUGUGCUUUUUACGCUCCAACGAGAAAUUGCAAAGCAAUGCCAAAAGAUACCUUUUGUAUCAAUAUCCUCUCGCUAUACUACACGAGGUGGCUUUCGUAUUUGUGCUGAACCCGCUUUAUUUCAAAUGGGUCCACGAAGUAAAGCCGUACUUUAUCAGUGAUCGCAUGACAGUUGCUCAAAUUAAGCUUUAUGAAGAAGAACAAAGGUAUUUGGAAGAGUUGCAGAGUGAGGGUUCCGAUCAAACCCGCCGGCCACGACGGAGGUCGGUUUUACAAUUCAUCAAAAAGAAAGCGGCCGUUUUAAAGAUAUACUGUGGAAGACUCAUACUUUCAAUGGGAUUGGAUUAUUCAGAAGCAAUUAUACCAGCUUCCAUCUGGGAAAAAAUUGGCACCACAAUUCUCUGGCCUUAUGCGGGCAAAAUCUUAGGCGAACUUAUGAUGAAAUUACGUUUCUACAGACGGCUUGUUGGUGAACAUUCGUCAACCUCCGAUGACGGCAUCUAUCUCAGUAAUCUGAUCGGUUGUUGCCUAGCAGUGAUCCUGAGGGAUGCUUUCAACCUUUUUCUCACUUGGAGACGAGUGAAGCAGUUAAGCAGUCUGGAAGUUUUAGAAUAUAUGUCACCAGAAUGGGAUACAGUGAUGAAUACCAAAACUGGUCAGAUCUUAGAAGAUCUAACGUUAUUAAAUGAGGACGAGGAUUCAAAGGUCAUUUUACAGGAGCAUGCCAGGAGAUUACUGUCGAAGAAGAACCAUGAUCAAUGGCUUAAGAUCACUCAGGGAAUUCCGAAUGUUAGAGGGAAGGUGAAUUUUUUGAGGUAUUUAGUGGUGAAGCAAAAUGUUUACAGAUCAGCCCAAAAGAAAUAG